Molecule: messenger RNA, 3291 nt
Organism: Dendronephthya gigantea
Lineage: Eukaryota; Metazoa; Cnidaria; Anthozoa; Malacalcyonacea; Nephtheidae
Product: tetratricopeptide repeat protein 28-like
Exons: 7
Coding region: 17-2851 (944 amino acids)
Molecular function (GO): protein binding
Source: RefSeq, a predicted model, not a curated record
UAAAAAGAGUUUAGAAAUGCGAACUGUUAUCGGCCAUAAAUCAGGAAUAGAAACUAACUAUGGCGAUUUAGGCUAUGCUUACCUUAGAUUAGGAGAUUAUGAGAAAGCUAUUGACUAUUUUAAAAAUAGUUUAGAAAUCCAAACUGCUAUCGGCCAUAAAUCAGGAAUAGAAACUAACUAUGGCCAUUUGGGCAAUGCUUACUUUAGAUUGGGAGAAUAUGAGAAAGCCAUUAGCUAUUACAGAAAAAGUUUGGGAAUGAGUACUGCUAAUGGCAACAAGUUAGGAAUGGCAAUUAACAAUCGCCAUUUGGGCGAAUAUGAGAAGUCCAUUGACUAUUUCAAAAUAGGUUUGGAGAUGAGUGCAGCUAUUGGUGAUAAGUCAGGAAUGGCUGAUAACAAUGGCUAUUUGGGCUAUGUUUAUAAUGAAUUAAGAGAAUACGUAAAAUCCGUUGGCUAUUCAAAAAAAGGUUUAGAAUUGAGUACUGCUAUUGGUGAUAAGCUAGGUAUAGCAAGUAAAAAUUGCAAUUUGGGUAAUGCCUACUUUGGUUUGGGAGAAUAUGAGAAGGCUAUAGCCUACUUUGACAAAGGUUUAGAAAUUAGUACCGCUAUUGGCGAUAAAUCAUGUAUAGCAACUAUAAAUGGCAAUGUGGGCAAUGUUUAUCUUCUGUUAGGAAAAUAUGAAAAAGCCAUUGACUUUUUUAAGAAGAGUUUAGAGAUGGAAACUGCUAUCGGCCAUAAAUCAGGAAUAGAAACUAAUUAUGGCAAUUUAGGCAAUGCUUACCUUAAAUUAGGAAAAUAUGAGAAAGCCAUUAGCUAUUAUAGAAAAGGUUUAGAAAUGAGUACUGCCAAUGGCGAUAAGUCAGGAAUUGCUGCUAACAAUGGCAAUUUGGGUAAUGCCUACAUCUAUUUAGGAAAAUAUGAGGAAGCCAUUGAAUAUUGUAUAAAAGGUUUAGAAAUGAGCAUAACCUACCAUAGUUUGGGAGAAUAUGCCAAGGCUAUUGACUAUGGCAAAAAAGGUUUAGAAACGAGUACUGCUAUUGGUGAUAAUUUAGAAAUAGCAAGAAACAGUGGAGUGUUAGGUAAAGCCUAUCUCAAUUUAGGAGAGUAUGAGAAAGCUAUUGACUAUUGCAAAAAGGGUUUAGAAAUGAGUUUAGAAAUGAGUACUGCUAUAGGGGAUAAGUCAGGCAUAGCAACAAGCAAUGUCAAAUUGGGCAUCGCCUACCGUUAUUUGAGAGAAUUCGCCAAAGCUAUUGAUUACCUCGAAAAAGGUUUGGAAAUAAGUACUAUUAUUGGCGAUAAAUCAGGGAUAGCAGAUGCGAAUGGCGGUUUGGGCAUUGCUCAUAUAUUCUUGGGAGAGUAUGAAAAAUCUAUUGAUUGUCAAAAAAAGUGUUUAGAAAUUAGUACCGCUAUUGGCGAUAAUGCUUACCACAGCUUUGAAGAAUACGAGAAAGCUAUUGACUGUUACAGAAAGGGAUUAGAAAUUAGUACUGGUAUGGGCGAUAAAUCUGCAAUAGCCACUCAGAAAUUAAAUUUGGGCAGUGCCUACCUUGGAUUAGGAGAAUAUGAGAAAGCCAUUGACUAUUACAAGAAAGCUUUAGAAAUAAGCAUUGAUAUUAAUGAUCCGUCACUCUUAGCAAUUAGUAAAAGCAAUUUGGGAUUUGUUCUUGUAUUAUUAGGACAAUAUAAAGUCAUUGACCUUGGAAGGGCUAAAGAACUUCAUUGGUCCAUUGAAAGAAAAAAGAAAUCUUUGAAUACAAAAAUGUUCGAUUAUGCAAGUUCGGGAUGGAAUAGAAUCAAGAAUGUGCCCAGUAUUGAUGAAAAAUCGAUUCUUCCUUUGGACGUUUUUAAAGAAAAAUCUCCGUCCAAAAAUCUUUAUCAGAAACCUUCUGUUGGGCAUGAUGAUUUAAACCAAGACGGUAUUUUGAAAACAUUGUUUAAACUACUUAUUGACCCUGUAAGCGAUGUGAUUAAAGGCAAUAAACUUAUAGUUGUUCCUGACAAGCAAUUGUUUUUUGUCCAAUUUUCGUCAUUGAUUGAUGAAAAUGGUUGUCACUUAUCCCACAAUUACAGCAUUCAAGUUACGCCAUCAUUACACACUCUAAGGUUUAGCAUUGAACGCUCUCAAGAUCUGGGCCUUGGUUUUGCGUUGUUUGUUGGUAAUCCAACCGUUGGAACGGUUUCCUUAAAUGGAAAAGAAUUUUCACCCCCUGCCCUACCAAAUGCUGCUAGAGAAGUUGAAUGUCUUUCAAAGCUCUUCAAUGCUAGACCCUUAGUGGGGCGUGAAGCUAGAAAACAGGUUGUACUGGAUCUUUUAUCUGGGGCUAGCAUAAUCCAUAUCGCUGCUCACGGUGAACAACUUCGAGGUGAAAUAAUGCUUUCCCCUAACGUUUCUUCGACUCGGCCAUUUUCGACUCUUCCUUAUCCAGACGACUACCUUCUCUCACAGAAGGAUAUUGUAAAUACUUCUUUGCUAGCUAGCUUGGUAGUUUUAUGCUGUUGCCAUACCGGGCAAGGUGAGAUUUCUUCCGAAGGUGUCAUAGGUAUUGCUCGGGCAUUUAUUGCAGCCGGGGCUCGCACUGUUCUCGCCACACUAUGGCCCAUUAGUGAUGAUGCCACGAAAGAGUUUAUGGAAGUAUUUUAUGGUGAGUUGUGCCAGGGAACAUCGGUUUGUGAAGCACUAAGAAAGACAAAGAAUCUCUUCCAAAAACACCAAAUCCAGGCAUACCGGUCUUACAAAAUCUGGGCCCCAUUUACCAUCUACGGGGAGGACGUGGUUUUUCAGAAACAUGACAUCGAAAAUAUCAGAGAUAAAUCACGUGACAUGUUCUCUGGUUUUGUUGUAUUACCCUAAGGUUUGUAAGUAUAAUAAUUAUAUAGCUUUGUGUAGCCAGUAUCGGAUUUGAAAUAUUCAGUUUUUUAAAUCAAUAUAAGUAGACAUUUCCUCUCUUCAAAGUGUGAUAGUGCAUUGGACGAAGUACGAUUGGUAUGCAGUUUUGCAGUUAUCGCCAAGCCGUAAGUAUAUAUCAAUUUCAAUUCAAAUGUGAUUUAAGAAUUCCCUAUCCCCAUUAUUUGCAUACUUAUUCCCUAUUCCCAUUAUUUGCAUACGCUGGUCCCAAGAAGGGGAAUAGCAUUAUUGAGGUAUCGGGCCAGUCAGGAUUAGAACAUUAACCUGCUUACUUCUCUUUAAUUUCCAAUAUGCAAGUAAAAUUAUAUGUAGGAUAUCAUUUCAGUGUUAAAACAAUACGCUAUAGCAAGCAGAUAUUCUAUUAUUUUUCUCCACUCGUCAUCGGU